Molecule: messenger RNA, 2372 nt
Organism: Lycium barbarum (goji berry)
Lineage: Eukaryota; Viridiplantae; Streptophyta; Magnoliopsida; Solanales; Solanaceae
Exons: 2
Coding region: 113-1021 (302 amino acids)
Biological process (GO): maturation of SSU-rRNA from tricistronic rRNA transcript (SSU-rRNA, 5.8S rRNA, LSU-rRNA)
Cellular component (GO): nucleolus; 90S preribosome
Source: RefSeq, a predicted model, not a curated record
GAGGUAGCAAGCUGCUCGAUGGAUUAGUCGAGCUGUCAAGGCUAGAACCAUCGUCAUCAAAGAAGAAUUUUUUUGACUUAAAUUGAGUCUUUACUUGCAUUUUUGUCCUGCUAUGUUGGCAUUGCCUUAUUUUGUAUGCCGACAUAGCACGUAUUCUUCUGUUUUAACUGUUGGUUUGUGUUAUAUGCCUACUAUCUUUGGGGUUCUUCCUUACUUCUUUCAAUCUUUGCACAACGACGUUCUCAGGUUUCUUUUUCCCUGGCAGAAUCAAAUUGUUGAGAUGAGAAAAGACAAGCCAGCUGUUGCAAGUUCAAGUAAAAUCAAAUUUGAAGACUCUGAUGAGCAUGAAUCUUCGUCUGAAGAUGAGGAGGCAAAGGAGAUAGAGGAGGAGCUUGCGGAUGUGACCUUUGAGGAAUUGCAGAGAGCACGGUCUGAUGGGUCGGACACAGUGUAUAGGAAGCUUAAUUCGGAAGGGAAAAAUAGCCGAGCGAACAAGAACAGGCCAAUGGAGAUGAGUAGCAAGAAGCCAGUGAGCAGAUUUAGGGAAAUUAUCCAAGUUCCUAAAAAAGCCACGCGUGACCCUCGCUUUGAGUCUUUAACUGGCCAGCUCGAUGUAGAACGAUUCAAAAAGAGAUAUAAUUUUCUUUACGAGGAUAAUCUUCCAGCAGAAAAAGAGGAGCUGAAGAAACAGAUGAGGAAAUCAAAUGAUGCAGAAGAGAUAAGUGAACUGAAAAGUCGCAUUUCUUGGAUUGACAAACAAUUGAAAUCAGCCGGAACGAAACACACUGAGAGAGAAAUUCUGCAAGAGCACAAGAAGAAAGAGAGAGAGGCUGCUAAGCAAGGGAAACAACCUUAUUACCUCAAAAAUUCUGAAAUUCAGAAGCGCAAACUUAUUGAGAAAUACAAGGAACUCAAAGCAUCUGGCAAACUGGAAGCAUAUAUUGAGAAGAAAAGGCGCAAGAAUGCUUCGAAAGACCACAGAUUCUUGCCAUAUCGGCGUCCCGGCGAGCAAGAAAACUAGUGAAAUAACAGUGUCUAGUUCAGAGUAAGGGGGAGAGGAUAGGAGAGAGGGUAAUCCCUUUAGUGCACAGUUAGCUCAAAGAUACUGCAAGUUUAUCAAUAAGCAAAUCAGGGAUGAAAGUUAAUUCACUGCUUGAGUAGAUUGAUCUUGGGUUGGGCUCCCAAAAUUUGAUGUUCCGCUAUUGCAGUGCAAUACACACAAUUUACUUUCACUCUGAUGGGGUGUGGGCCUCUGUCCAAUUACUAAAGAUGGCUGAGAGUGAAUAAGUUUUUAAGUAUCACUAUUUGAUAACCAAUGAUAAAUAACCUGCUGUUCCAAGUUGAACUAUAUUGAAAUGUCCAAGAAUUUUUGAAAUCUUAUGUAACUUAAAUCCUUUUACUAAAUCAUAGAGGACCUACAUUAGCUUCUGAGUUUCAUUCCUCUUGAAGUCACUACUGUGUAUUGGAUUAACAAUUACGGAAACAUAGCACGUGGAAUGCCAAUACAAACGAGUCUUAACUAGUUUCUUUAUUGCUGUAUCUAGAAUAGUGUGAGUUAUUAACAAUUGGACUUGGUUAAGCGUCUCAAUCUUAUCACAGACUCAAUUUCUUUCCUAUUAUCAAAGGUGACAAUUUGUGUCCAAAAGUUGGAUCCUAAUUUUCUCUUGUAAAUAAUGAUUAAAAAAGUAUUUCAGCUAUACCCAUCGUUCAGCAAUUAUUUUGUACUUCGGUGUUAAAAUUUACUUAUUUUCGGGGAAAAAAGUUAUGUUGAGAGAUUUACUGUUCUUCAGAGUUCGACCAUAAGGAAGAGAAAGCACUUCGGUAUAUUGAGAUAGUGAUAUUUUUUGAAUUAUUUUCGUAGAACCAAAACGUAAUACGUCGUUAUCUUAGGAAAUCCCACAAGCUAAAACUCUAUUCUCAUUCACAGAAAUCUCUGUUCAAUAGUGUCCAAGAAAGGCCAUCAGUCUCAAUCACUAGAGAAAUAUGAAUUUAUAAGAUGUCUAAAAUGAAACAUCAUUAUCAGGACAAGGAUCAUGAUUGAUAAGCCAAACCCUUCUUGAAGUGAUCAUUCAUGUUUGCCAUUCAUUAUGUCCCAAUAGUACUAGGAGUUAGCAUUGUAAUUCAAUGCAUUGUGGCUUAGCGCUCGAUUUGUUUCUUUCUUAGACAAAACUAUUAGUAUUAGUGAGCCUCCUUAUUCUUGGAUGUUAAAUACUUUACAUUGAAUAUACCUCUAUGGUACGUAUCAAACUUAAUAACAAUUGUAUCUCAAUUUCAAGCUAGUUGAAAUUGGUUAUACAAAUCCUUAAUAUCAUAAAUAUUUAAUUUAGUUUCAUAAUGUAUUUUAAUACUCGGUAUGCAUUUAAAUAAUUAUC